Messenger RNA from Mirounga angustirostris (Northern elephant seal), 1121 nucleotides. It is a transcript of the gene SDF2, whose product is annotated as stromal cell derived factor 2. The record is from RefSeq and is a predicted model, not a curated record. The transcript has 3 exons. NCBI's taxonomy places the organism in Eukaryota, Metazoa, Chordata, Mammalia, Carnivora, Phocidae. The coding region runs from base 61 to 741 and encodes 226 amino acids.
UCCGCUUCCGGGGAGGGGCCGAGUUUCCUUCGAAGAUAAGGGCUCUGCGCUACAGCUAGGAUGGCUGUGGUGUCCCUACUGUUGUUGGGGGGUUUGUGGAGUGCUGUGGAAGCGUCCAAUCUGGCUGUCGUUACGUGCGGCUCUGUGGUGAAGCUACUCAAUACGCGCCACAACGUGCGACUGCACUCGCACGACGUGCGCUAUGGGUCAGGUAGUGGGCAGCAGUCAGUUACAGGUGUAACCUCUGUGGACGACAGCAAUAGUUACUGGAGGAUACGGGGGAAGACGGCUACAGUGUGUGAGAGAGGAACCCCCAUCAAAUGUGGCCAACCCAUCCGGCUGACACAUGUCAACACUGGCCGAAAUCUCCAUAGUCACCACUUCACCUCACCUCUUUCUGGAAACCAGGUGAGGUGGCAUCCUGUGGAUCACUCGUGCCCUGUGCAUUACUCAGAAGUGAGUGCUUUUGGUGAGGAAGGUGAAGGCGAUUAUCUGGAUGACUGGACGGUGCUCUGUAAUGGGCCCUACUGGGUGAGGGAUGGUGAGGUGCGGUUCAAGCAUUCUUCCACCGAAGUUCUGCUGUCUGUCACGGGAGAACAAUAUGGUCGACCCAUUAGUGGGCAAAAGGAGGUACAUGGCAUGGCCCAGCCAAGCCAGAACAACUACUGGAAAGCCAUGGAAGGCAUCUUCAUGAAGCCCAGUGAGUUGUUAAAGGCAGAAGCUCAUCACGCAGAGCUAUGAGUCUGGAAGCUGUGACCCAUGUCACCACACAGUGUUCAUGACAUCUGCUCCACCUUGGGGUCCCUGCCCCAGGUUCCCUGGGCAGUGGCCAUGUCAGCACUGAGAUGAAGACGCAUGACAGAAAACAGUGGCUGUGUUUGGAAGCUUCAGCCCUUCACACUUGAAUUGGUUGUUCUCCCAGAGUUUGGGUCAGUUCUUUUUGAGUACAGGACUUGCUGGUGAAGGAGCAGAUAUUUUUAUUCAUAAUGAUAAAACAGAAACUGAGGGAGAUAUUCCUCUUAAUUGGGAAAUUUUUACUCAUCAGAAGCUUGGCAUCAUGGAUUAUUGAUGUGUGACUUUUCUCCUUUCUCUAAAAUGAUAAAGAAUUUCAUUAUUAGUCA